UGGCUCUUUUUCGAUGCAUCCAAUUCAAUGCGCACUACAGAUUGAUGGGAAUUUUCUAUUAUCUUAUUAAGACUUUAGUAUUAAUGACUUCAUCUCUCUCUCAAUUCAUUGAGUUCAAAGGCAAUGCAGCCCCAGAACAGUUUCAUGAGCUGUUAAACUUUUAUCUUUACGUCUGUAACAGCAAGUACUCCGAACUGAAGACCGAAAAGCCGCCUCAAUGGCAUCCCCUCAAACUCUACGAACUGUAUAGAAUUGCACGAGGGGUUCAUUUCACUCUUGUCCAAAACAUUGUCUUACAUGAGGGGGACCAAUUCUCAGAAAAACGAGACUUUUGGAACUGUCAAAAAAACACUUGCUUUGUUACGGAUGAGUUGUCGGUUGUAUUUACUAAGUCAGAGCGAUUUAUUCUUGCAGUCAUUUUCUACGCUUCCAAAUUUCGUACUACGAUUCAUUCUUACACAAGCUUGUUUCUCGAUGCGCUAGAGACGUUGUACUACAAGCUUCGUUCCAAACUUCACGAUUCUCUUACUCCGGCAUCAGAAAAUUUUGAUCUCGAAUCCAACAGCCCGAGAAAUCCUCGUAAAAAAAUUAAAUGGGAAUCUGAUUCAGAAACGGAGAAACACUCCCCCAAACAAGCAAACACUCUAUACAUGUAUUCUUUACUACGUGAAACACGCAUGUCGCAAAGAUGCCGCAAUUCAAAAUUAAGCUCAAGCGACUGCGCGGUGACAUCAUCGUCGUCUGUUGACCUUCCAACUACCCCAACUCGAACUUACCAAGAACCAAACACUUGUUUGAAGGCCAUUGACAACCAUUGCGGUAAGGAAGCGAAGACUGGAUGCCUUCUUCCUAACAAAACCUUUUUACUACGACGUCCUGUUUCUCUUUCCAUGAAAGAUUCAGAUUCAGAUCCCGAAUUAAAAGCACUUAAAAAGACGGCUUCUGACGACGUUAUCUCUUUCAAUUUGAACAAUGAUGGCAGUCUUCAGUUCGAUUUUCGACCUUCCUCCUUCUCUCAGCUCUCACGAAAUGCUUUGUUUCUACGAGGCCGUCGCUUGACGAAGGAGUACCCACGUUCAUGCCAACAUAUGUUUACGAAGAGACGGCAACAACGUCGUGUGUGCAAGAGAGCAGAUUCUCGUGCUGCAAAGAAGGCUUUAGAGGCAACUGCAAAAGCCCUUGCUCAGGAGGCACGCCGUUCUCCUCCUCUUUCGGAUUCAAGUUCGGAAUCUUUGACAAUAUUACCAAAAGACAAUGAACCCCCGGUAUCGCCUAUUCAAGAGAAUGGUGAAAACACACCAAGUGUACUAAACGCCAUUCCAACGAACGAAGUUAUUCUUAUGGGUUCCGAAAACACUGUUCCACAAAAAAAAAACUCUAAUUGGAAAAAGCCUAUCGCUCAGCCGUUACAAGCACCGUUACAGGUUUCGCAUGUGAACACACUUGCUGAACAGUCUAUUAAUAAGCAAACUGUGAAUGUCUGGCGUGUAGAUGUGGACGGUACGACACUCAAUGAAGUCGAAUCUUCUGCCGACAAGGAAAAUGUCGUCUCUAAAAAUCAAUUGAAAUGUGAAAAGCCUGAUGUUGGUGAUGACGAAUUGACCUUGCUAAGUCGGCGUUUUGAGCUCUGCAAAAUUAGUGAGCCUAGCUCUACACCCCAGGGAACCGUUAAUGAAAAGACACCUUCAACAGCUAAAGCGCCAAAAAUAGAACAACCACAGGAUUGUUCCCCGAUUUCGUCUGAUGUUAAAGUGGAUCCAGAAGAGGUGCAAGAGCAUACGACUGAACAAAAAGAGCCCGAAGCACCCAAAGGACCUGAAAGAUCCAAUUCACUUAAACCCUCCUCACCCUCGGUUACGGAAGCGCAUACAGAUAUUCCCGUUGAACCGGCCAUUGCAACCGAAGAAACUGUGCAGAAGGAAGGAGAGGCCGUCAAAUCCAUAAAUCCCGCGUCUUCACCCGAUUCCAGUGCCGUGGAAAUCCAAGCUGAUUCAUGCAGCGAACAUUACACAGCUGAACCGCCGGGCAACUCCUUUCAGAAAACUGAUGAAUCAAAUAAAGAACCAGUUGCGAAACAGACCCCUACUGUUUCUCAGCCAAAACCAAAAGUAACACCUGUGCAGGCUAAAGCGAAAAAGAAACCAGCCAAACAACCCUCGGCCAAUGCAAACUCGACCGCAAUACCACCUGAACUUGAAGUACCGCUCUUCGCGUAUUCGCAAAUACUGUCCGCAGUCAAAUCUCGCCCGAAAUUAGCGAAACCAGAUAUGAAAAAGGAGGAACUGGAUAAGGCACUCAGCAUGAUAGAUGCCAAAUUGCCUAAAGAUGGGUCUUCUGACUUUAUUGAAGAUCUCGGUGUUCACAAAUCGGAUAUCGUGGACUUUGCCGAAGCACAAAUCAUGGCUACUGAGUAUCUUUACAAGAACUUACAACGCUUUGAUAAUCCUGUCUUACUUUUAAAAGCAGCAUUUUAUCUGCAUAGAGAUCACGAGCAACUGAAAGCAUUGAACGAUGAGGAACUACUUGACCUUAUCAUGAUCAAGUCUCACUGUGUAAAGUACACUGGGCCCCUCUCUGAUGAACCCGUUACCGAUGAAUUCAUCACUAAGGAUGACCCUUACCGAAUUACCGAAAUUAAUAUCUACUCUGUGGAAGGCGCUUACCACCAUCAUUUAUGGAUGCAGAAGUGUCACAAAAAGGUUCCUAUAACUGAAGAACUCAAGGCUCGCUGCCGUUCCUGGCUGUCCGAGCAGACGAUGCGAGUGAUGUACGCAGCUAUGUGUAUUGAUUUAACUACACGCUCAUUACGUCGUCGCGGCCCUAUUUUGGCUUGGCAACGCGAGCACCCUGGAGAAACUCUUCCAAAGGAGCUAGUUGACAUGUUUAAUGCUCCGACUGAAUUAUCAGCGGCUUAUCACCGCUAUUUGAAAGCAAAGGAAAACUUGGAAAAGGCCGAAUUCAACGAGCGGAUCGUCGAAGGCGUCCAUAAACGAUCUGAAAAGCAAGAUUACAAAAUCCUUGUUGCAGCUGAAAAGAAUCGGCGGGAGAAUACGAACCCGCUAAAGCAAGAGCCAGAAGUGGAUGGUGAAGACUCUGAUUCAAGUUCUUCUACUUCAGGGAAACACAAGGCAAAAACGUCUAAACGUAAAACAAAAAACAAGGUGAAGAAGAACCGUCGUCGAAAGAAAAACGGCAAACGGCGUUGAACUACUAACUGAACAGUAUGAUUAAACAGUUGAAACGAAACCGUUUUGAGUUCUAUUAACCAACUAUAACAAACCAUUGAAAUGCCAAUAAUCCACAAGAACAGUCUUCUGAAAAGAUGGAAACACCGCUAACUCUUAUACUGUGGUCCAGUUUUAGUUUCGAUAGUGACCGAUCCUUAGGUUAAGAGUUAUUAAACUUAGUUCAAGAGCAAUUGAAAGGCGAGCAAGACAGGUGUGAGUCUAGAGGCAGUAUAAGAACAUAAAUCUUAGGAUGUUCAUUAAAACUACCAUGCUUAAUUCAUUCACUACGCAUAUUAACACACCCUUACAAAUCCAUCUCCCAUGCCACCUCAAGUAUACCCCAUUGCUUACACCACUCUUUGUGGUGUAAGUAGUUGUUGCCAACAUUCACCACCA
Schizosaccharomyces japonicus yFS275 is the source of this 3623-nucleotide messenger RNA. RefSeq lists its product as hypothetical. Lineage: Eukaryota; Fungi; Ascomycota; Schizosaccharomycetes; Schizosaccharomycetales; Schizosaccharomycetaceae. The record is from RefSeq and is a predicted model, not a curated record. The transcript has a single exon. The coding region runs from base 45 to 3206 and encodes 1053 amino acids.